AUGGGUAUCGAUUGUGAUAGGAUCACACCAUUCAGCUUUCCUCUGGUUGGAUUUGCAGGAGAGCAAGUCCAGCCGAUUGGUCUUAUUUCACUUCCUGUAACAGCAGGGAUAGCACCUAAGCAGAAAACUGUGAUGGUAGAUUUCUUGGUUAUUGACCGACUAGGUGCCUACAAUGCCAUUAUCAGUAGACCUGCAUUAAAUUGGUUGAAGGCCGUAACUUCAACAUACCACUUGAUGAUGAAGUUCCCAACGGAAGAAGGAGUCGGGGAAGUGAAAGGGGAUCAGACCCAGGCGAGAAGAUGUUACAAUACGUCUUUCAAGAGGGUCUUGGAUCCGACUCCUAUUGUCAUUGGUACAGUAGGUGGUAAUAGCAGGAACGAGCCAAAGGGAGAGCCAGCUGAACCUCUAGAAGAUGUGGUAGUAAGUGGAGGAAUUGAUCCUAAAGACAUCCUCCACCAGCUAAAUGUGGAUCCAAGUGUGAAGCCGGUAAAGCAAAAGAGAAGAAAAUUUGCUCUGGAACGGAAUAUGGCUAUAGCUGAAGAAGUGGAGAAACUUUUCAAGGCUCGUUUUAUCGAAGAAGUGUAUUAUCUUGAUUGCUUCAUGGACGCCUUCUCUGGUUACAACCAGAUAUACAUGCAUCCAGAAGAUCGUGAGAAAACUGCGUUCAUAACUGACUGA
Molecule: messenger RNA, 678 nt
Organism: Corylus avellana
Lineage: Eukaryota; Viridiplantae; Streptophyta; Magnoliopsida; Fagales; Betulaceae
Source: RefSeq, a predicted model, not a curated record